Messenger RNA from Suillus fuscotomentosus, 252 nucleotides. RefSeq lists its product as uncharacterized. The annotation marks the transcript as partial. Lineage: Eukaryota; Fungi; Basidiomycota; Agaricomycetes; Boletales; Suillaceae. The record is from RefSeq and is a predicted model, not a curated record. The transcript has a single exon.
GACCAUCCCAAACUCAUGAUGUGGACAGUAGAGCGGUCAUAUGUGGUGGACCAGCAUGGCAAACACUAUAGGUGUGGUAGUGUAGUAUUAUUGACAAAUGUUACACAUGCUGUCAAACUGAUACCAGAAUAUGGUGAGAAGGUCAAGAAGGACAUUUCUGUGAUGACAUGUUUGGAGUCCUAUGACUGGUUUUUUCUGAAUAACUUUGCAGAUAAAGAAAGUUAUCAUAUGUUUAGUACAGAGUUCACAUAG